UCAGUGAACAGCGCUUCUCUCAUGCUAUUAUGCUAACGUAGACUCUCGUAGCUUUUGCAUAUUAUUUUUUUGGUGUUUAUUUGUUGGUUUGACGCUCUUGUUUUGUCUGGAGAAGGCUGUGGUUGCGCAUUUCUGCCGUUUGGAUUCGUCCAUUUUCGCUGCUGCGGUCUUCGUGGGAGCGCUGAUCUCAUCCAAGCGACGUUAAGACCUCCCAGCUUUGACAGAUAAGAGUCUUAUUUUAACGCGUUACAUAAGCAGGUGACUUGCGCGACAGGUGAGGUUCAGGAGGUAUUUUUAAGUAAUUUUAUUGUGUUGAAGACCAGUCCGUGUUCAUGCCAGAUCUGCAGCGCUUUAGGUUUUCAUACCAUAGCAUGAAUCCUUUGUUGGGGGCCAAUCUCCAACAACAUCCGCAUCAUCAGCUCCACAGCCCCGGACACCCCGACUCUCCAUCAGGACUGCUGCCCGACGCCCUCCUCCCUGGGGCGGACCUUCUGGGUGAGCAGUCCGGCUCCGGGCCCACCUCGCAGACCUCUCCCUUCCUCCAUCACCUCUCCUCCGGACACUACCAGCACCGGGCCGCUCCCCCUCCUCCUCCUCCCGCCGCCAUGGCUCUCCGGAACGACCUCGGCUCCAACAUCAGCGUGCUCAAAACUCUCAACCUGAGAUUUCGUUGCUUUUUGGCCAAAGUGCAUGAGCUAGAGCGAAGGAAUAAGAUUUUAGAAAAGCAGCUGCAGCAGGCGUUGGAUGCAAACAAAACGUGCCAAAACUGUGAUCAAACCAGGGGCCCCACGCAGGAGGUCAGUGUGCAGACCGGGUUUGUUGGUGCAAUUCCGCUCAGGCCGGGAUCCCUGCCUUUCCACAACACCAACAACUCAGCCCGGCGUCCCACCUCUCUCUUCAGCCCUCCCGGAGACUCCCACAGCGGUAACCCGUCCAUCACCAUCAGCCACGCGUCUCCCUGUGUGGACUCCCCCGGUUCUACUGUCCCCAGCAGCACCACCACCACCGGGACGUCCACCAACCCCCCUCCGCGCUUCCUCCCCGGCACCAUCUGGUCCUACAACCACGCGCGAAGGUUUGGGCCCGGGGCGGAGAGACUGACCAGCCCCGGUGUGUCCUGGGUGCACCCGGAUGGAGUCGGGGUGCAGAUCGACACCAUCACGCCGGAGAUCAGGGCGCUGUACAACGUGCUGGCCAAAGUCAAGAGGGAGAGGGACGAGUACAAGCGCAGGUGGGAGGAGGAGAGCACCGUGAGGAUGGACCUGCAGCAGAAGAUUUCAGACCUUCAGGAGGACUUGCAGGAGAGCGAGGGCUGUCAGGACGAGCUGGCUCUCCGAGUGCAGCAGCUGAAAGCAGAGCUGGUCCUGUUCAAAGGCCUCAUGAGCAACAAUCUGUCGGAGUUGGACAGUAAGAUCCAGGAGAAGGCCAUGAAGGUGGACAUGGACAUCUGCCGCCGCAUUGAGAUCACCACCCGCCUGUGUGACGUGGCUCAGCAGAGGAACUGUGAGGACGUCAUACAGAUGUACCAGGUUCCAAACAACCAGCUGAAUAUCCGUCGUAAGCCCACUCCUCUGUCGUACAACGGGAGUGAGUGUGAUGAGCCGGUCAGCACCUCGGAGAGCGAUGGGGGCGUGGCCAAAGAGGAGGAGCCUCACUGCGGCUCCUCGGCCAAUCAGAUCAACGAGGAGAUGCAGAAGAUGCUCAACCAACUGCGUGAGUGUGAGUUUGAGGACGACUGUGACAGUUUGGCCUGGGAGGAGACUGAGGAGACUCUGCUGCUCUGGGAGGAUUUCCCAGGAUGCACUCUGCCUCCGGAUCCAGCCCACCCACCAGGAGAGGAGGACUGCCUGGAGAAGGUGAUUAAUGACACAGAGUGUUUGUUUAAGUCCAGAGAGAAGGAGUACCAAGAGACCAUCGACCAGAUUGAGCUUGAACUGGCCACAGCCAAGAGUGACAUGAACCGACACCUGCACGAGUACAUGGAGAUGUGCUCCAUGAAGAGAGGCCUGGAUGUGCAGAUGGAGACCUGCAGGAGGCUCAUCACACAGAGCGGAGACAGUAACACCACGGGCCCUGUGUCCUCUGACGACAGCGAUCAGAACAACAGCGACCGCUCGUCCGCCUCUCCCUCCUCCACCUCGGGAAAAUCCUGACACCUCCUCAUCACCAAAGCAGGACUGUCCUCUCACCUCCACUACCGUAAUGCACCAAACGCAAGAGACACCGGAAACUAAGAUUACAUGGCUACGUUCACACACACGACACAUAUCAAUUGGGACUAAACCCGGAGCUAAAACUGGACUGGACCAGGACUAAACCAGGACCAAACGAAGUCUUUAACAGGACUCAACUGGGAUCAAACUAGAACUGGUGUGAACGCAAUCUUGAAGGUGGUUUUCUCGAGAUUGGUCCACCACCUGAAUGACCAUGGAGAUGUUAUUGCUUUGCUCAAAUGUUCCACAGUGCAGCAUUAAACUUAUCAACCUUGUAUUCUUCUAAUUUAAGAUGUUUUUAUUUCUCAAAAGUAUCUCUAAAAACAUGGAUCUGAACUGUAACUUGGCCUGCUUGUGUCCAUGAAAAUACACAACAUUUCAGGCAAAGCAGUAAAAUCUCCACGGAGACAAACAAGUGAUGCACCUUCUCCCAGAAAAGUUACACACUGCACCUUUAAGCAUCACCUCUUUAAAAUAUCAGAAGUGGUUGGAGUGGUCAGGAGAGGAGGGUACAGUUUCUGAAUUUGUCGCUAAACUUACACAGUCCUUGAGUUAUUGAUUGCGACCACUCUGGUGCUCCCCUGUGGCGUCGAGACUAUAAAAUAUAAAUAAGUCCAAUUCUGUGAAAAAUAAUACGAGCUCUUGUUGUGGCGUGAACAAGAGGAAACCGAUGUCAUGAUGUAGUUUAAUGGCCUUAACACGUUUGCUUCUGCGCGUUCAUUGUCUUAAACAGGUCAAUACAAAGUGCGCGAUUUUGCACUAAAAUAAUUGUUGCAAAAAAGUGACUGAAUGAGCAGGCUGUCCAUGUGUCAUUCGCUGAGGUAAAAUAUUGUUUAGUACUACACAUGAUACACUGUACCUACUUCAGGAUGUACAAGACUUUAGUAAUGUCCUGUAAUAACAUUUAUAGUGUGUAACUAUAAAGAUGUAACACCCUUUAACCCUAAACCAGUGGCUCUCAAACCUUUCACACCAAAGAGUACCACGAGCUCUAAACCAGGUCUACAACAGGAAUAUUCCAGGUCAAAUCUAGGGCUAACCAGGUCUAAAAGUGGAUUAUGUCAUUUCCACUAAACCAGGUGUGUCAAACUCAAAUUCACAGAGGCCAAAAUUAAAAACUGGGACUAAGUCAUGGGCCAAAUUAAAUAUUUAUUGAAAAAUUUCAACAACAUCUGCAUGUUUUCUCUUCUUUUGAGAUAUGUAAUGUUAAACCUUUUCUUAUUAAAAUAAAUGUUUAAUAAUAGUUUUGUUUAAACACUGAAUCCAGAACAAGCAUAAUAUAAAAAAUAAUAACACAAUUUUAAAUAAAUAAUGUCUCUAUAGUCUAUCUGUACAAGGUGGGGAACCUCUAAUGCAUAUUUGAUAUGAUCUCAUGGGCCAAAUAUAAUUAUAUCGUGGGCCAAAUUUACUAAACUCUAGUGUAGUACCUGAAACUUGUUUACCACAGUUUGAGGAAAAACUCCCCUGAACCAUAAUUACAAUGUAAUUACAUGUCAUUACACGGUAUGUACAAUUCAGGAUGCACAAUAUAAAAAAUAAUAAUAUUAACUGUGAUUAGAUUUGAGAUAUAUGUUUUAAAAAGAAGGUCAAAGAACUCUAGAAACGUUAUCUUUAGAGAAAAGACAGAUAACCUAAUGCAAGAUACCCAAGAAUUUCAGAACUUGUUUGUAGAGAUUUACAUCUACAACAACACUUUUCUCUUGACAUUUCUAUUGCAAUAACUUGUGCAGUCCUGUACAUGCAAUAGUAGUAGGCAGGUAGGUCAUGUAUCACGGGGUAGUAAGAAAUAAAGCUCUUUUUUUCUUUAAAAACAUAUAUUUGUAAAUAACACAGAUUAUAAUGUACAGCCAGUGUAAAUAUUUCAUACAUUUACAGCCACAAAUACUAAGUUAUUGCUUUAGAUCUACCAGACCUUUAUUUGACUUUGUCGUACAUUUGCAUCGAGGAAGGACAGAAGAAGCUUAACCCCCUUGAAAAUUGACAUACAAGUCCAAAAAACUGAGCUAAAGUUUACUGUAGACAAGCACCAGAAAAGUCACACAGUGCAUCUUUAAGAGAAAUGGCAGAGCUCCGAUCAGCUGCGGCCAACCCUCAGAGUUAUCAGUUAUCAGAGUUUAUUUUUAGACGUAAAAGCUUUUUGGUGAGACCAGGACCUAAAUAUGAACUGUACAGAGCUCAGUGAUAUCAGACAUAUAAUAACCCAGUUGUACAGUUAAAUGAAUUAGCCACAUUUUAGUGCCAAAAACAAGAUCCACUGGCUAAUUUAAGAAUGAUCACUACCGCUGCCCGAGCUGUUUCACCAAGGUGCUUGAUGUAAAUAAUGAAAUCUGUUGUUGAGCUUGUAAAUAAUCGCUUAGGAAUAUAAACUAGAUGAAAAAUAGAAAAGUACCCUGCAAAAAAAGGAAAAUUAUGAUCUAAAAUGAUUUGAAUAUUACAAUCUUUGACCAAGCUUUGAGCAAUUUAAACUAGUAUAUUUGACUUUCCUGAUUGGCCGAAUUUUUCCCCAGUUUUGUCAAGAUUCAUUCAAAUCAAAAUCAGUCAAAAGUACUCAAAAAAGAUGAUGAAAACAAGUCAUUUUAAUUCAGGUUGACCUUAUUUUUGCUGUGUACAAUGUAUGGAUUCUGUAUAAACUCCUGAUGUACAUGAAAUACGUUGUGUGAAGAGAGACGGAUCAUGUAGAGCUUUGAAAUGGUGCAUGCGCUGCUUUUGGAUCAUUAGACCCAAAUGUUUAGCUUGAGAGGGAGUUUUGGGAGCACUUCUACACCGUAAAAAUGUAUCUGUGCAAAAGUUAAAAGUGACUUGAAUGAAAAAUAUGAAUCUUGAGUAAUUUGAGUAAAAUAUGAAUCUUGAGGAAUCUUGAGUAAAAUAUUAAACUUGAGUAGUUUUUUUUUCCAGUUUCUGGAUAUUCCUAAAUAUUUUUGAUUUACUUGUUUUCAAUGCAAAAUGAUCUGUAAAUCCAAAUACCAACAAAGUGCGUUCUCACUGAAUUACCUGAAAGCAAAUUCAAUCUUGGCAUUGGCAGAUCAUUUUACCAUUGAAACAAGUACCAAGUAUCUGUAUCCACAAAUUUAAAGCUACCAUCUUUAAUUAAUUAGACUUUACGACUGAGCUAUGUCAUAUUUUAAUACAACACCAUGUGAUAUCAUGAGUUUUUGGUUGUUGAAUAAGAAAAGAGGUGAGAACCACAACCACAUUUUUCGAAGGUUGAAUACAAACACAUACACAGCUCUGGCUCUACUGCCGACAUGCAACGACAGAGAGACUCAGUGUCAGGAACAGACAGUUUUUAUACACUGUGGUGGGCAACAGGUGUGAGGCUCAUGUCAAACCAUAGACAGAGAUCUCCAACCUUUUUCCUUUGUGUGAGCUCCUUUACAAACAAAAAUGCCAGAGAGCUACUCAAUUUAGCGGCUGCAAGAAAUCGAGACGAUUAUAAGAAAGAUUGUCCAUUGUCCAUUUAUUAGUGCACAAAGUUGGGCUUCAAAAUGACAUAAUUACUGUAGUAAUAGGCAUGUAAUUAACCGCAUUUUUGUUAUUCAGUACAAUGGUCUAAUUCAGAAAUCCCUUGGCGAGCUACUUGGAAUGGGCUGGAGAGCUACUGGUAGCUCCCGAGCUACAGGUUGGAGACCCCUGCCAUAGACUGUAUAAAAGAAGUGGACUAAGCGAGUGUGACGUCUCCCACAGCGUUCAGCGCCGCUCAAAUGAUGCUCACGAUGCUCACGAUCACAGGAGCGAAUCUGGAACGAGGCUCUAUGUUAUGAAUAGGAUUUUUUUGACAGACAAAAUAGCGAAAAAUCAUGUAGAGCGGGUUAAUACGAAUAUUUUACGACCACAAUGACGAGGCUCACUGCUGCAGUUGGCGACAGUAUCCUAAUGUAAGUCAAUUGGAGCCAGAGUCAGAAGGAGCCGGAAGAGCCUCCUGGCGAACUUCCUAUUUGGCACACGGCGGCUGGAGUUAGUUAUGUCCACUCAUAUACAGUCUAUGUGUCAAACAGAGUGAUCAAAACAUGGUCAGGCAACAACUGUAGUCGUAAAAGUGACUGUGAAACCUUAAUUUUAGCAACAACAAAUGGUCGAUUGGGGUCCUUAAACAUUUCUUAACGUAAUUUUUGGAAAUAACAGAGUUUUUCUCAUACUCCUUAUCUUUUUAUCUAUCUAUUUGUUUAUCUGUCUGUCUAUUUAUUUAUCUGUGUACUUCUGUCUGAGCGUGAGGGGAACAGCUUUCACAUCUGCCAACAAAAACCCCAAAAACUUACGAAUGGCAGCUUUGACUCAAGAUUACUCAACUCAAGAUCAGUUUUCAAGUUGAUUUAACUGAUGCACAGGUAUUAUUUUUGUGUGUAUCUGUAUAGUCUUUAUGCACUAGGUGAAUCUAAUGUAAGCAUGUACCGGGGCGUGUGUUUGGGGUGUAGAUGAUUUAAUUAAGACUUGAAAUGUAUAAUGUAUUAAACAAUUAUCUCAAAUACUUUCACUGCAAAAAAUAAAUAUUCACAUGAGUUGAAAUUACUUAAAGAAUGUAAGUUAGUAGUUUGUUGAUUUAACUUGAGUUAGGAUGUCAUUAUUUUAAGGAAAGCUUGCAAAAUGAGUAAAAUUAUUGUAGUUUAUUGCAGUUUUCUUACUCCAAAUGAUAAUUGUGCUUCAUCAUGUUGUAAUUUUAACUCAGAUAUUUAUUCUUUGCAGUGCUUUUUUUCUGUGAUUCUGGUUUUAUGUUCUAUUAACCAGCCAUUCUUCACUAAUACAGCUCUAACAAUGUUCACUUGGUGUCAGUAACACAGGAAAUGCAAACGCUUCAGCAGUGAUAAAACAAUAUAAUAUGACAUCAUCUAGUUUGUCAUGAACUCAACACGUAACUGGUUUUCAAUGUUCACCGGAUCCACGCAGUUUCAAAUGAUGGUUAUUUGUGUUUUAAACUUUUGUUACAGCUUUGAUGCUUUCUGUCAUAUAGAGCGUAGGCUAUUGUUGUUCCUUUAGAGCAGGGGUGUCCAAACUUUGAAGACGUCUGGAAUCUCCGUCUGUCUAAACUAAAAGCUAAUCUGGAAAUGACUAAACAGCAAAAUGAAAACGUCAACGCGUAGCUCAGUCUUGGUGCUGUCUUGAUGUUUUGAAACUUUUCUCUGUUGGCUCGUCCAUUUCGUUAAUAAAUGAACAUGAUGUGACGCUGUUGGACUUGAAGAAAAAGGCUCGUUCGAGGGUAGAAUUUCCAAAGUCUGGUUUUCCAGGCUUGUCCAAACUAGUCUGGGGACAGUUUGAAUAAUUUAGUUUGACCAUUACCCCUUGCCCAUGGAGUAUUUCAAAGCAAAGUGCGUGUGACAGGUUUUUAUGACUCUCUAAUUCUCUAAUUCCUACUUAAUUCGGAGGGAUAAUAACUGUUGUAAAUAUAAAUUUUACUUCAAGAAUAUAAAAGAAGGAGAGAAUGAGAACGUUGCACAUUAAUUACUUGAAAUGCGUGCGUUGGAGGAGAGGGAUCAGCCCAAAAACAGAGCGAAAUCGGGCAAAAAACAACAACAUUUCGGCACUAGGAAACGUUGCAAGUAAGACGGUGUGCAGGAUUUUUCUCUAUGUUCUUCGGCUAUUCCGAUCAAGAAGAAAUUUGUGAAGAAAAGUAAAAAAAUAUGCUGAAAAUUAUAGAAAGUAGAGUUCUAACAAAAUGAUGAGAGAAUUCUAUCUAAAGGUUUGGAGUAAUUUACAUUUCAACAAAAUUAUGGUGUUUUAUUUUAUUUUAUGUUGUCAAAUAAUAAUCUCUGUGUAUGAGGACAAUUUUAGUUGCCACCUAACAGUUAUGAAAUUCCAUAGUGUGAUGCCAUGAUUUCCAAACAAGAAGUAAGAUGCAAAAAUAUUGACAAACUGGAAAAAAGUAUCCGUUAGACCAAAUUAUGAUACUUGUACGUACUAUAUUACACUAUAAAAGAUGUUAUGUAACAACUUGAAACAGUGUAGGACCUGUUAGUAGUAAAUGAGUCCAAAUCAAAUCAAAAUUCAUGUUCUGAUUUCAAAUAAUAGAUUUUCAUUUCCUUAUAUUUUGGUUUUUCGCAGAGUCGCCAUCACGUGACCUAAAUAUGACCCACACGUGACCCUCCUCAUGUAUUUUUACACUUGCAUAAAAGAGUUUGGACACCUCUGUUUUAGAGUUUGCAUAAAUGAAUGUUGCUUCUUUGUAAAGGGACAGAAACAGUGGGUCAUUUUCAUGUCCUUUACAAGAACUUGAACUAAGAUGUAAUGUAAAAAAGUGCAGGUUAAACUGUAUAUUGAAUGAGGAAAGAUAAUAAAG
Messenger RNA from Boleophthalmus pectinirostris (great blue-spotted mudskipper), 8481 nucleotides. It is a transcript of the gene iffo1b, whose product is annotated as intermediate filament family orphan 1b. The record is from RefSeq and is a predicted model, not a curated record. Bases 333 to 2153 code for a protein of 606 amino acids. Lineage: Eukaryota; Metazoa; Chordata; Actinopteri; Gobiiformes; Gobiidae. The transcript is spliced from 9 exons.